Messenger RNA from Recurvomyces mirabilis, 3180 nucleotides. RefSeq lists its product as uncharacterized. Gene Ontology annotation, biological process: protein sumoylation. Lineage: Eukaryota; Fungi; Ascomycota; Dothideomycetes; Mycosphaerellales; Teratosphaeriaceae. Gene Ontology annotation, cellular component: chromatin. The record is from RefSeq and is a predicted model, not a curated record. The transcript has a single exon. The coding region runs from base 1 to 3180 and encodes 1059 amino acids. Gene Ontology annotation, molecular function: SUMO ligase activity; zinc ion binding.
AUGAGUGCACCAGGACCUUCUCCCAAGCGGAGAAGGACGGAUAUGGCGCCUGCCACGAAUGAGAGUAUUGCCCAGGCUAAUGCUAUGAUGAGGGCGAUGACGGGGAAUAAGCAGAAUCGGUGGAUGAUGGGGGAGUCUGUUCUGACGGGAGGGCAGCCUUGGGCGGGUCGGGAGGGUCAGAGUCCUCUUGGGGGAGGACGGGGAGGAGGUUCUGGAGCGGUGGCUGGCUCUGGUGGGCCAGGUACAGGAGGACAGCAGACCCCGAAUGCCGUCGGGCAGGAUGCUGAGGCGGCGGGGUCAAUGGCGGCCCCAGCUGUAGGCAGUACGUUGGUUGAGUAUGAGUCGCCAUACGAUACAUCCACUUCCGCGCAAGCUGCAAGUACGACUGUUCAGAGUGGCAGGAAGUCCCUCGAUUCGAGGCCAAGAACUCCUGCAGGCGAGCAAGGACUCCCAUCCCCAGCACCAAGUGAGGAGAAUAAUGUCAACUCUCCAUUGAUCAGCAAUGUAUCUGUUGGAGUUCCUGCACAGACACAGCCGCAGCCACGUCGUGGGCCUGGUCGACCGAGAAAGGACGGCAUACAGACUCCUGCUGCUACUAUUUCACCCACGGCUGCGCAGGCUAGACCGAUGUGGGCUGCACCUGCAAGACGCGUGACAUCAAGUUCUGCAGCAUUGCAGGGGAGAUCACCGAGUGUACAGGUGCAAGCGAACUCUCCGCGGAGAUCACUGAGCAUACAGAUUCAAGCGAAUGCACCCUCGCGGUUGCAAAGACAGCACUCUUCCACACUCAUGCACACAAUCCCAUCGAAUGCGUCGCCGCGAAUGCUCCCGACCCAAUACAGUCAACAGUCACCUCAACUACCGGUCUUCAUUCCACCUGGCCAAUCAACCAGCUUUGUUCCCAACCCUGCGGCGGUCCCUACUCAGACCUUUGCGCAGUACUUCGACGUCAAUGUCCUUUGCCAGGCAAUAGCAACGCAGAUACAGCGACUACACAAUCUCGACCCCUCUGGUGCGAACACGCGAAACGAUGUCGCUCGUCUUACGUUAUCACGGGACGCGGUCGUGCAAAACGAUUCCUUCUAUCUUGUCCUCUCACAGCUCUUCUGCCUCAACUCCAAGCCAGGCGGACAGAAAGAGUUACCUCAAUCUAUACGCGGUGUUGGGCGCGAGAGCUGGAGACGAUUGGGAUCUCUGCUAUGUGACAACAACAGUCUCGUACCGCCUAGUAUCAAUUGGUUCGCCGAGUUUCCUGUACCAGUCAUGGACGUGUACUCCACGCAAUUGGAAGGCUUCAGAGCUGCGUAUGAGACUCAAGUCGCUCAUGUCUGUACCUUUCUGAGCGAGCUACCGAAAGAAUGGGACAAGCUCGUCAACGCGAGUAUCGAACGCCUCGCGCCACCGCUAGUCCAAGACAUGGCCUGCUCACUGUCAUUAUACAGUCCGAUUCUGCAGACCACGGCUUUCAGAGCUAUAGCGCGCACUUUCUGGUCGCAGACGAAGCCAGCUCACCAAGAGUCCGGCAUUGAGACUCUCGUCUCGCUUCAUCAACAAGACCAAGCGCGAUAUUAUCGUGGCUUAUUCUGGUCGCCUGAGAAUAAGAAAGCGGCGUAUGUGGCGAUGUACAGAGUCUACAUUGGAUGGAAGACCCACGAUGAUAUGUACAGGAAUAGUGCGGCAGCCAGUGGAGCGGGUAUGCCACAUUAUCACAUACCGAACGAUGUCCUGCAGAUAUUCGGGAUGCAGCCCCCAUUCGUUGCUACUAAUCCUAAUCCUAACCCUGCCCCACCUGCUCCUGCUCAUCACCGACAGCCAAGCGGAAGCGGCAACGCACCCUCACCCUUUUUCUUCUCACCACAACAGCAGCAAUUCCUGAUGGAGCAGAACGUGACUGCUUUGCAAAACCAGCAAGCCUGCCUCAUCAACGCAGCCGGAGGUGGGCGGACUCGGCAAUCUCAGAGUAGACCUACCCCUGUCCUGCCUUUGCAGCCUCCUGCGCCUCCUCUACAGCAUGAUCCGCGGUGCAUACUGCCGCGAAUUAAUGAUUGUCCACGAGCACAGCCGACGCAUCCAGAUAGUACAAAGUCGGCACUACAUCAAGCACAUCUUUCUAGUCCUAUCCUAUCUGCUGCCGAUGUCGACGACGUGAAGCCGAAGCUCUAUCGAUAUGUAGAGGAUUGCGCAUUAGGGCCCGAGCACCUUGACAAGGACAUGCCGAUGCAGGCGUUCACCUUCAACUUACGGGACGACUGCAUGGACAGGCUUCCUUCCGUUAUUAGUGGUGGCAGCAAUAAACAGCGACCAACGCAAUCUCUAUUGGAGUCAUCGAAGCAAUAUCGUCUCCGCUGUUGUCAGAUCGACAUGAAGACCGGCUUCCCAACCUUGAGCAGCUGGACAGAAGCAGAUAAUCUAUGGCCCGAAAACGUCAUGUUCGACCUGAACGGCACACCACUGGAGACUAGGAGGAAACUCCAGCAUGGUCGCUACCUACCCAUCGACGUCACCCACCUCGUCCAACCCGGAACGAAUACCUUGACUGUAGUCAACAUCAGACUGACAAUUGAUACUUCAGACUUCAACUACGCCGUCGGGAUCGAAGUCGUAGGCGUCACGAGUCACGAGUCUCUAGUCUCGAAUGUGAAGAUGCUAAGUGCGGGGGAGAGCCUAAAAGCCAUCAAGCUCUCCCUCUCCGCCCCACCAGACACCGCCGACGACGACGACCUCACGAUCUCCUCCAGUACCCUCACCCUCAAACUCUUCGACCCCAUCUCCGGCUCCCAGAUCUUCGCCCGCCCCGUCCGAGGCGAAAACUGUAAACAUCGCGACCCCUUCGACCUCGAAAUCUUCCUCUCUCAAACCCAGACACCCAAGAACGCCGCGCCGGGCUCUCCGAGCACGGUGGAUACAUGGCGCUGUCCCAUCUGUCGCAAGGGCGUACGACCGCAGACCUUGAUCGAAGAUGGGUUUUUGGUUGAGGUGAGGGGGGUGUUGGAGAAGGAGGGGAGGUUGAAUACGAGAGCUAUUGUUGUGGAGGCGGAUGGGAGGUGGAGGUUUAAGGCUGAGGAGAAGACGGGGGUGAGGAGUCGAAGUUUGGAGAGGGAGGAGGGGGUGGGGGUGGGGGGGGUUGAGAGGGCGAAGCAGAAGAAGAGUGCGGAGAUGGUUGUUAUUGAGCUUGAUUGA